Messenger RNA from Saccharomyces cerevisiae S288C, 2031 nucleotides. It is a transcript of the gene ASI3, whose product is annotated as putative ubiquitin-protein ligase ASI3. The transcript has a single exon. Bases 1 to 2031 code for a protein of 676 amino acids. Gene Ontology annotation, cellular component: nuclear inner membrane. Gene Ontology annotation, molecular function: ubiquitin protein ligase activity. Lineage: Eukaryota; Fungi; Ascomycota; Saccharomycetes; Saccharomycetales; Saccharomycetaceae. The record is from RefSeq and is marked reviewed.
AUGUCUACAAAUAUAUUGCAACAUGUUAAGCAAUUGCUCCAUAACAGAGAUGUAUUUAGCUUUUUUCACAACAAGACUGGAAAUCUUAAUUACCUAGAUAACACAACUCAGAAACCGGAAGUUUUUGUAAGUCCAAAUUCUACAAUAGUUUCAGCCCCAACUUUGGACUCUUUUCAAGCAUUGAUGGAGAAAGGUAACUUCACCACUUUGCAACUAGCUAAGGUAGGAAUUAGAAUGUUUUUCUCCUAUUCGGUAAGUAAGUAUGCUGUUCUAUGUUUUAGUACCGCCAUUAUUUUGAAUAGGUUGACUGUAAUGUCUUCAUUGAGAUCAAAUUCUACAAACAUUCGUUUACCUCUUUGGUCAAAAACUUUGCUCCAUUUAGUAGCCACUCUUUCACUGGUUAAAGCACUUUUACAAAUUCUGAGUCAAUUUGGACUCAUGCAUGAACUGCACGUGAGUGAUACAGAUUUUUAUGCUUUAAGUGUCUAUUUAUUUGUAGCUCUGUCUGACUGCAUUGAAAUUUUUAUUUCUUCAACGACGAACGUUCCUUCAUUAAUAUGCUCUGAUUUUUCCAUAUGGGGUUUAUCAUUGAAUCUUUAUAUCAUAUCCAAAAUGCCCGCGGGGCAGCAGCAUAUUGGCGAUAAUGUUGAACUACUAGGAGCGGUUUUUCACAGAUUAGUAAUUCAUUUGGUAGAAUUGUUUCAUAUAAGAGCCUAUAGAUUAUGUGGAGAAGUUAUAUUAAACGCGGGUUUUUUUACCGCAUUCGUCACUAGGACCUAUUUGAACGGAUUAGAUUUUAUUAACAUCUGUCUCAUUCACAAUUAUUUCCCUGGCUUUUUCUAUAUUUCCACCAUAUUACUGGCGUCUAUAGGCAUUUUCCUGAAGGCUUUGUUCACCAGUAAUCCGUUCCGAUCAUUAUAUUCAAGAUAUAAAAACUUGGAAAAAUGGUGGAGAUCAAAUAAUUACAAUGGAGAAGAGGAGUUUAACGAAAUAGCUCUUUCAUUGUGUCUACUUUUAACGUCGAAUGACUAUAAAAUAUUUAAGAAAUCAGACAACGUAAAAUCCGUUGAUGAAGUCGCUGCUUUCAGUAAUAGUUAUGUGGUUAGUGGACAUUUAAACCAACUCCAGUCGACACCAGAGGAUCUGUUAUCUCGUAAGGAAAUGACUACCGAUUCCCAGUUACCAGGUUUUGCGAGGACAUAUUUAGGCCUUUUUGAAUUAGUAAGAACCAUUAUUUUGACGUAUUCUAGACUCCUAAAAAAUCUUCUGUGGAGUAAAAAUUUUGAGAGCAGUAUAGAUAAGAAACCGAGAGUGGGAAAGCGUAAAAAGAGGGAUUUAAACAAAUAUGUUACAGAAAAAAACUAUAAAAAGUUUUUAUAUAAACCGGACGUCAAAGAGCUUAAUAUUGAGAGUGAUCUCAGAAGCCUGGAGUUAUUGCUUCCUGAAGACGAUUCAUCAAAAGACUACUUUCCCCCCAGAAAAAUCGAUGAAAGUGUUUCAGAUGAAGAGUUUGAUAGUGAUAUGGAAAGUCAGUUGAUUAUUGAUGAAGAAAAAGAAUUAACACAUUUAUCAAGUAAUGCUGUCGAUUCUGAUGAUUUAGAGGAAAUAGCCUGGAACAUCUCCAUGUGGUCUAUUUUAAAUUAUGAAAUGGAUGUCCAUAAUAAGGUUAAUGGACCGUUGACUAGAUCACAAUAUGGUAAAAGAAACCCACAAGGUGUACUAGUCGAUGUUGUUAUUGAACGCCUUCUGCAUCAUACAAACUCCAGGUAUAUGUACAAACGUUUAAAUAUGAAGGACGAUGACAAAUUAGAGUUCAAGUUUGAUUUUGCCUUUGAUAGUUGCGACGAAGUGGAGGAAAUGGAUCUCUCCUGCCUAAUCUGCAAAGUUAAUAAAAGAAAUAUUGUAACUUGGCCCUGUAGAUGCCUUGCAUUAUGCGAUGAUUGUAGGAUAUCUCUGGGUUAUAAAGGAUUUGCUACAUGCGUCAGCUGUGAUAGUGAGGUGAAGGGUUACAGUAAGUUGAAUAUAGUCUAG